Messenger RNA from Mizuhopecten yessoensis (Yesso scallop), 877 nucleotides. Its product is annotated as probable inactive serine/threonine-protein kinase roco10. The annotation marks the transcript as partial. The transcript has 3 exons. Lineage: Eukaryota; Metazoa; Mollusca; Bivalvia; Pectinida; Pectinidae. The record is from RefSeq and is a predicted model, not a curated record.
GCAGUCUAGAUAGCUCACCCCUGUCAUCAGAGGCUACAAGUAUGACCUCAGAGAACAAGAAGCGUCAUGACGUUGAUGACGCAGAGCUACAGGACCAUAGGUCGUACUCCAGUGAUGAGGGGUACAUCAAUAAAUAUCGCUACACACACAAUCAUACCUGGCAAAAUACAGGCAAACCACGAGAGCACAAGAUCACAAACUUCUUCAAGAAUGACAUGAUGGAUGUGAUGCAGAAGUCAGAAGGGGAGGAAGGUGAAGAGAAGGCUUACCUGUCUGUGUGGGACUUCGGAGGCCAGAAGGUGUUCUACGACUCUCACCACAUCUUCCUCAGUAAAGAUGCUGUCUACAUUGUCUGUUUCAAUGUCGACGACUGCCUUUCUGAUGCGGCCAAGAAGAACGCAGAGUUUGAGCGUGCCAGAUUUUGGCUACAUUCCAUUGGUUCCUUGUCUUCAAAGCAAAACAGUUCCUCAGAGCAGGUUGAAUUACCUCCCAUCAUCCUAGUCGGGACACACAUGGACAAAGUGGAAGGAAUGGAUGCAGAUACUAAGAAAUCAAAGUUCAUUGAAAUGUGUACGUGGCUUCUCAAGCCACCCGAGCUACAGAAGAUUAAGAACCACAUCCAGGGCUACUGUGCUGUAGACAAUAGCAACCGUGACCUUCCCUGGCUAGAUAACCUCUGGGAGGACAUCAUCAAGGCCGCUCCAUUUCAGUCACAGUGGAAGAGGGCUUUGCCCGCGAAAUGGCUGUCACUAGAGAGAGAACUGAUGAAACUCAAAGGUCAAGGUCAAAAGAUAAUGUCCUUCAAAGAGGUCACAGAAUUGGACAUGAAGUUGGAAUCACCCAUUGAAAAUGUCAGGGAGAUAGAAGUCUUUCUGGA